Molecule: messenger RNA, 1983 nt
Organism: Linum trigynum
Lineage: Eukaryota; Viridiplantae; Streptophyta; Magnoliopsida; Malpighiales; Linaceae
Source: the annotation of a GenBank genome assembly
AAUGUUAGCUAUUUGUCUAUUAUCAUAAACCAUUUCUUAACAGUGCUUUACUUUAGUGUCUACGCCAUCUAUCUCCAAUUUGACAAUUCCCUUUCCUCCUCCUUCCUCUUCUCCAGUUUCAAUAAGCUCUAUGUCCUUGGAUAUGAUGAUAGUAACAAUGUCUACAAGGUCUGCCAUCGCCGCACCUUCCAGAUCUAUGCCCUCAAGCCUGUUUGCGCCAAGUCCAACCCCAUGGCCGAAGGUGGGACGUCAUUCUCCGUCUUCUUCUUUCCGAGAUCGACAUGCUAUCGAAUUUGUUUGCUAGAUCAACUUGUCCCCCCCCACCCCCCCCAAAUAAGAAUAGAAGCUCAGAUAUUGAAUAGUCAUUCAGUCGCCAAAGAAACAUGCGACCAACCAAAAUCGAUGAGAGUAUGAGAUGAUAGAGGCCACUAGGAAGUAUCUGGAACUGGGAAGUUGAGGGAACAUGAAGGGAUAUCGACAAUGAGACGAUGAAUUCCGUAUAUGUGGUGUUUGUCGCAGAAGAGUUUGGAGGUAAGAUUGAAGUCGAUUUGGCUAGAGUCGAUGGGGACGAUGAAGUCGGUGCGCCGGUUGGAUUUGUUGACAAGGAGGAUGUCGCAGUUGAAGCAGGAGGUCGGCGAGAUUAGAAAGGGAGAAGACGACGUUAAGCUGUCAAAUCUUCUCGUCUACACAGAGAUGGAGGUCAAGCCGACUUCGCCGUCUGGAAAAUCAUGUGCCAGAUUGUAAGAAUUAUUGAGGAUUGGGGAAAUUGAGAAGAAGAGUUAGGUUUAGGGAUUGAGAAGGAUAUGGGAAGAACACAUAAGAAUUGAGAGAGAAGAGAGAUGAAGGAAUUAUGGAUUUUUUACGUUCAUUUUUCAUAAUAAUUGAAAAUAAUAGUUCUCCCCUUUUUAAAUAGGAUUGUUCCCAAAUUACAACAAAAUAAUAAUAAAAUGUAUAAUCACCCCAAAAGGGCAAGAACCCUAUAUGGUCGAGUUUCUCACAUUCCCCUCUUUUGGGAGACCGACCUUGCCUUUAAGGUCGAAAGACGGAUCUAUCUGGCUUAUGGUCUCUAUGUCCUCCCACGUAACAUCCUUUGGUCCCAUGUUAUGCCAAAGAAUCAGACUCUCCUUAGUCAGCGAGAGCCAACGUGAACCCACCUCGUCUCCCGUACCCCGAUUGGUUGAGCCCACCAUCUUCACUAACGGGCGACACCGGUGGCUGAUUUGUUGUAGUGUCACUGCGGUACUUGCACAUUGAUGAUACAUGGAAUGUCAGAUGAAUGCGCACCGUCGCAAGUAGCUGCAACUUAUAAGCCAUGGCUCCGAUCCGCUCCACUACUUGGUAAGAUAAAAAAAAAUCGUGAUGCCAGCUUUUGGUACGCCAACCUGAAUACUAAAGUCUACCGGUACAGAUGUAAUCGUAGCAGAGCCCAAUCACCGCUUUGGAAAUCCUCCCAACGCCCAGAAUUUGCUAACUGCUUCGUCCAACUGUUGGAGACAACCAAGUUUGCCUGCAGUUGGGCCAAUGAGACAUCUCUCGUGUCGAGCCACUUGUCUAUUGCAUCAACUGCACUAGUACUAGACUACCAUAUCAGGAACGACAAUGAUCGUCUAUAGGGAACCUCAAGCGGGGUCAUCCGAAUCGCUCUAUGGUAGGUGAUGUUAUACCAAAGCUUCGCCCACGAGGACACGACAACAUUGCCAACCAAUUAUGAAGUUGCUAAUGUGCAAAAAACCGUAGAUACUUCACAAGGUGCUUGUUGAUCACCUUGGUUUGAUCAAGGCUCGAACCUCAUCAAGUAGAUGGGUAAGAUUAGUUAAAUUAGACUUAGCAUUUGAGUAAUGAGUAGUUCAAAAGUGGUCGAUUAGUCAUAAUUCUGGCUAUGUCCCUGAUAUGUUGGUGUUUACACUAUAAAAUACAUGUAGGUGGCUAGAUAUGUCAACAAUUUCAUUUUAGUGAUUAUUUUUAUAAAUUGCUCCGAUAAGA